AUGUCUACGACCCACGACCCAGAAGCGCAACCAUGGCGCCCCAAGGCUAUCAUCUUCGACUUGCUCACAGCACUCCUUGAUUCCUGGUCGCUCUGGGACGCCAGCACGCCCUCCGGAACCACAGCUGAAGGCCACCGCUGGCGAAAACGGUACCUAGAAAUCACUUUUGGCGCAGGUAUCUAUGUACCGUACGAGAAUCUCGUGCGCAGCUCAGCUGGGGAUGCCGGAUUGCCGGAAUCUGCUGCAGAUAAUUUGCUGCGCGAUUGGGAGAAAUUGGCGCCAUGGCCUGAGGUUCCGGACGUGCUGAGAAGAUUGAGGAGCCGCGGAUAUCAAUUGGCGACCGCUACGAAUUGUUCGAAAGAGCUCGGACAUGCGGCGGCCAAAAGGGUCUGGCAGGGUGGCGAGAACGCAGGUUGGGAUGCGGUGAUGACGGCGGAGGAGAGUGGGUUUUAUAAGCCUGUCGAAAAGGCAUAUCAGGCUCUGUUGACGGCAAUGGAUUUGGAGGCCUGUGAUGUGCUGUUUGUUGCCGGCAGUGCGGGAGAUGUGCAAGGAGCGACCAACGCGGGCAUGAAGGUCGUCUGGCACAAUCGCAUCGGUCUCGCCCCGGCGGGAGACGCAAAGCCACUCAGAGAAGGCAGGACUCUCGACAAUGCCCUGGAGGACUUUUUGUGA
Messenger RNA from Cyphellophora europaea CBS 101466, 672 nucleotides. Its product is annotated as haloacid dehalogenase, type II. The coding region runs from base 1 to 672 and encodes 223 amino acids. The transcript has a single exon. NCBI's taxonomy places the organism in Eukaryota, Fungi, Ascomycota, Eurotiomycetes, Chaetothyriales, Cyphellophoraceae. The record is from RefSeq and is a predicted model, not a curated record.